CGGGGGCGAGGCCGAUUCUGGUGAGUCGCUCCGCCCCGGCUUGGGCCUGCACCUGAAGCGGCCGGAGCCCGGGCGCUGAGUGCGGCUUCUUCUCCCGCCCGGCUCCCGGGUGGCGGUGGCCGACGGGAAGCCCGAGUGGGAUGCGGCUGACGCGGAAGCGGCUCUGCUCGUUUCUCAUCGCCCUGUACUGCCUCUUCUCCCUCUACGCCGCCUACCACGUCUUCUUCGGGCGCCGCCGCCGGGCGCCGGCCGCGUCUUCUCGGGGCCUAAGGAAGGGGGUGGCCCCGGCGCGGGAGAGGCGCGGCCGAGAACAAUCUACUUUGGGAAGUGAAGAAUGGAAUCCUUGGGAAGGAGAUGAAAAAAAUGAGCAACAACACAGAUUUAAAACUAGUCUUCAAAUAUUAAAUAAAUCCACAAAAGGGAAAACAGACUUCCAUGUACAAAUCUGGGGCAAAGCUGCCAUUGGUUUGUAUCUCUGGGAGCAUAUUUUUGAAGGCUUACUUGAUCCCACUGAUGUGACUGCCCAGUGGAGAGAAGGAAAUUCAGUUGUCGGAAGAACAUAUUACAGCUUUAUCACUGGCCCAGCUGUAGUCCCAGGGUAUUUUCCUGUUGAUGUGAAUAAUGUGGUACUCAUCCUAAAUGGAAGAGAAAAAGCGAAGGUCUUUUAUGCCACCCAGUGGUUACUUUAUGCACAAAAUUUAGUGCAAACUCAGAAACUCCAGCAUCUUGCAGUUGUGUUGCUUGGAAACGAACAUUGUCAUAAUGAAUGGAUAAGCCAGUUCCUCAAAAGAAAUGGAGGCUUUGUGGAGCUGCUUUUCAUAAUAUAUGACAGCCCCUGGAUUAACGACAUGGAUAUCUUUCAGUGGCCUUUAGGAGUGGCAACAUAUAGGAAUUUUCCUGUUGUGGAGGCAAGCUGGUCAAUGCUGCAUAAUGAAAGGCCCUACUUAUGUAAUUUCUUAGGAACCAUUUAUGAAAAUUCAUCCAGACAAGCACUAAUAAACAUUUUGAAACAAGAUGGGAAUGCUAAGCUUUGUUGGGUUUCAGCAAGAGAACAGUGGCAGCCUCAGGAAACAAAUGAAAGCCUUAAGAAUUAUCAAGAUGCUUUGCUUCAGAGUGACCUCACAUUGUGCCCAGUAGGAGUAAACACAGAAUGUUACAGAAUAUACGAGGCUUGCUCCUAUGGCUCUGUUCCUGUGGUAGAAGACAUAAUGACAGCUGGCAGCUGUGGAAAUAUGUCUGUUAACCAUAACGCUCCUCUGCAGCUACUCAAGUCCAUGGACGCUCCCUUUAUCUUUAUUAAGAACUGGAACGAACUUCCUGCUAUUUUAGAGAAAGAGAAAACUCUAAUUUUACAAGAAAAGAUUCAGAGAAGAAAAAUGUUACUUCACUGGUAUCAGCACUUCAAAACAGAGCUAAAAAUGAGAUUUACUAAUAUUUUAGAAAGUUCAUUUUUAAUGAAUAAUAAAGGGUAACUCUGAAUUAUC
Molecule: messenger RNA, 1484 nt
Organism: Acinonyx jubatus (cheetah)
Lineage: Eukaryota; Metazoa; Chordata; Mammalia; Carnivora; Felidae
Gene: RXYLT1
Product: ribitol xylosyltransferase 1
Exons: 6
Coding region: 141-1472 (443 amino acids)
Biological process (GO): protein O-linked glycosylation via mannose
Cellular component (GO): Golgi apparatus
Molecular function (GO): ribitol beta-1,4-xylosyltransferase activity
Source: RefSeq, a predicted model, not a curated record